Biomphalaria glabrata is the source of this 3113-nucleotide messenger RNA. Its product is annotated as tubulin--tyrosine ligase-like protein 12. NCBI's taxonomy places the organism in Eukaryota, Metazoa, Mollusca, Gastropoda, Planorbidae. Bases 153 to 2072 code for a protein of 639 amino acids. Gene Ontology annotation, biological process: protein modification process. The transcript has 14 exons. The record is from RefSeq and is a predicted model, not a curated record.
AUUCCGCAUUUUUGUUGUUAGAUUUAAUCUAUCUUAUCUAGUCUAGAUCUAUAUAGAUCUAUAUAGAUCUAGAAUCCAGGUCUAUGUAGUCUAGAUCUAGACUCUAGGUAAAUAUAGAUCAAGACUCUCGAUCUAAAUCUAGUUCUAUAAAGAUGUCUUCUGACAUAGAUUUGUCAAGUAUCCAAAUAGUUGACGAGACUCACGAAAAAGCAAGGGCAAGGAAAGAAAAAGAAACGUACACAGAGUUUGCAGAAUUGCACCGCAGUCAACUUAUCAAUUCAGGCGUGCCUGAAUUAUACUGGCCUAAACUUUUUAACAAGCUAUCCGAAGAGAUUUAUGAUGCUGGCAAUGCCUUUGAAAUGAAACAAGUUCUCCUAAUGAAUGAAACUGAAGAAACUAUUGGGUCUCAUUGGAUAGUGUGUGCUACAUCAUCAGUGUGCAUCUAUGAACCACAACACAUUUAUUUGAUUGAUCAUGCAUGGACAUAUAAUGGUAGCAGUGCAGAAGAUGACCUUAAAAAAAUACCUGGAUUGCUUGAAAGAAUGGCAGCCUUAAUGGAUAUUGAGACAGAAACUAAAACCAAAAAAGAGCUUAUUGACACAGUUUUAGAAACAAUGUGGCAAUUUAACCAGACUUAUAGAUUUGGAAACUUUGAACUGGGUUCUGAUGAUUCUAUGCCUAAAUGGUAUAUUAUGGAUGAAUUUGGUAGUCGUAUUCGUCAUUCUGAAGAACCAAAUUUUCGUGUGGUACCUUUCUAUCAUAUCAAUUCUGGAUUAGUUUACUCUAUCAUGUGGCCAGUCAGAGAGAUUGAAGUAGGAGAUGAAAUUACCCGAGAUUAUAUUGAAGGUGAAACAAAUCCAACUGUGAGAUUAGCUCGGCUGAUGCCUUGGGAGCCUGUAGAUCUAAUGCACAUAAGCUACACACAGGAGGAACCAAGCAUUGAAUAUUUCUCUAGCUACACACAAAUUGAAACACAGCCAUCUCCCAAUAUAAAGUUUAUAGGACCAAAUGAAAGCAAAAAGCUUAAAGUCUUUUUAGAGUAUGAUAAAUUUUCAGCACAUUUAACUGAUCCAAGGUUUGAACUUGUAGACAAUCCAGAUGAUGCUGACAUACUUUGGUAUUUCCAACACUUUCACCAAUUUUAUGAACUUAGUUUAUCUCGUCCCAACUGUAUGGUCAACCAGUUUCCUUGUGAGAAUGUCAUUACUGUGAAAGAUUUGCUGGCUAUAGUUGCAAGGAGAGCAGCAAAGCCCAUCAAAGCUGAAACAUUGAGUUCAAAUCCUAAAUGGUUGCCAGUCACAUAUAAUUUAAAAACAGAGUUAGCAAAGUUUGUUUCCUACUACCAACAUCGAGAGAAGAGGGGUCUUGAUAAUUUUUGGAUAUGCAAACCUUGGAAUUUAGCCCGUGGACUUGACACUUACAUUUCCAAAAAUUUAGCACAGAUUGUACGAUUGCCUGAUUCUGGACCUAAGGUUGCUUGUAAAUACAUUGAGAAUCCUGUACUCUUUCAUCGAUCUGAUGUUGAAGCUGAUGUGAAGUUUGACAUUAGAUAUUUGGUUUUGUUAACAAGUAUAGAACCUCUACAGUUAUUUACUUAUCAAGUCUUUUGGCUGAGAUUUGCUAACAAGCCAUAUUCUUUGAAUGAUUUGUAUGACUAUGAGAAACACUUUACUGUAAUGAACUAUGUUGAAGGAGCUGAGACGAAGCUCAAACAGAUGCAUUAUAAUGACUUUAUUCCUGAAUUUGAGAAGCAAAAUGAAGGCUUUUUUUGGAAGGAUAUUGAGAAGGAUAUCUUCACUAUGAUUAAAGAACUCUUCCAGGCAGCUACAAAACUCCCAGCUCCACAAGGCAUUGGUAGAUCUCCACAAUCUCGUGCUAUGUAUGCAGUUGAUUUAAUGCUGGCUUGGGAUACAGAUUCUUCCGGUAACAGAGUGGUGCAGCCAAUGCUGUGUGAAGUCAAUUUCAGUCCAGACUGUGCCAGAGCAUGCAAAUACCACCCAUCUUUUGUCAACGAUAUAUUCAGUGUUCUCUUUCUCAAUGACACAGAUAACAAACAUGUUGUAGAGUUGUGACCUCAACACAUUGUUUUUGUUUACUAAGUUUAUUAAAGCCUAAAACAAAAGACAUACAAAAUAUUGUUGUUGUUUUUUCUCUAUUGAUAUGCAUUAAUGUUAAUUUUAUGCUUUUUGUUUCCUGGAUAUUUGUUUACAUGAUUCAAUCUAUGUGAAGGUUUAUUUAAUUUACUAGAGGGUAAGAAAAAAUAAAUGCACAUUUUUUUUUGUCCAAGUUGUGGUUUGGCUCAUUUUAAUUUUUUUUUACACAAUAUUCUAUUUCAAUGUAACCAAAGUAGAAUAUAACCACCAAGAGUACCGUUGCUUCUCAGUCAGAACUUAAAGUUAAUAAAAAGAUCCAAGAAGGUUUGAGUAAGUUAAAUAGUAAACAAUUGUUUUUGACUUUUAAAUUAUUUGUGUUCACGUGUGGCUCUGCCACUUUUAGAGAUCGGAUGGUAGAGUGGUUAAAUGCUUAGAUGCCAAUUUGAAAGUUAAUAAGUUCAAGUCUUAUUAAAAGCAGUAGGAUUUUUAUUUUUGUGAAUUCUGGGUAUGGUCUGAUGAUCAUUUAGAUUGAACCUGACAUCAGCAAUUGCUUUGGUUCCUGCAGGAAUGGGACAACCCUCCCCCCCCCCUCCCCCUUAUCCUUUCCAUUUGAUAUUUACAAAUGAUUGCCCUAUAUAUUACUUUACCUGUUCAGGCCCGCUCCACUUGCUGAAUUUUGAAUUUGGGAAGUUACAAAUAGCAAUACAUAAUUCCAAUUUAAACAUAUAGUUUUAUGCUAAAGUAAAUGCUAGAAGCCACUAAAAUUGUGUUUUUCUAUUAUCUAUCAUUCUAAACUCAAUUAAUAAAUCAAUUUAGAAUCACUUUUCAUGUUGUUUUUUUUUUUUAAUGUGGUAAAAAAAAAGGGGGGGGGGGUGUCAAAUUUUUUAUCAUUGAAAACAUUUAUAGCCUUUUUAAAAUUGGAAUUCUGAAAUAAUAAGGUUCUUGAUCAGUGGCGUCAAUAGGGUGGAUGUCACCCGGUGCUGUCAACUCAGGGUGUCACCCCCGCCCCCCCCCCCCCCC